Messenger RNA from Mizuhopecten yessoensis (Yesso scallop), 4476 nucleotides. Its product is annotated as heat shock 70 kDa protein 4-like. Gene Ontology annotation, molecular function: ATP binding; ATP-dependent protein folding chaperone. The record is from RefSeq and is a predicted model, not a curated record. Gene Ontology annotation, cellular component: cytosol; nucleus. Gene Ontology annotation, biological process: protein folding. NCBI's taxonomy places the organism in Eukaryota, Metazoa, Mollusca, Bivalvia, Pectinida, Pectinidae. Bases 216 to 2768 code for a protein of 850 amino acids. The transcript is spliced from 18 exons.
AGACUCAUCGGAAGGCGUUUGGUUCACGUGUGUUCCAGAAGAUUCGCCGACAGAAUAUAUAUCAACACGAAGAAGGACUAGGAAAGAAUUUGUCAGAAAUAUUACGAAUAUAUGUAUUCAUAAUUAACACCAAACAGUGAUUUCCGACAGUUCUUACAUUGAAGGCUUUAGCUAACAGAGAAAUAAUAUCGGUGUAGUCGAUUGACACAAAAAGAAUGUCUGUUGUCGGCUUCGAUUUGGGAUGUCUCACCUGUUUUGUUGGUGUGGCGCGGGCAGGAGGCAUCGAGACCAUCGCUAAUGAGUAUAGUGACCGAUGUACCCCAGCCUAUGUGUCCAUGAACGAAAAGAAUCGCUGCAUGGGAGUUUCUGCAAGAAAUCAAAAUACAACUAACCUUAAAAACACAGUAUCCUCUUUCAAACGCCUGAUAGGACGAAAGUUUAAUGACCCCUUGGUACAAGAGGAGCUGAAAGGUUAUUUUAAACCUUAUGAAGUUGUGGAGGGACCUGAGGGAGAGAUUUUGAUACAGGUGAAUUACAUGGGGGAGAAGCAGUCCUUCACACCAUUACAGAUGACAGCCAUGUUACUGACCAAGCUGAAGGAGACCUCCGAGACCGGCCUUAAGACAAAAGUGGUUGAUGUUGUUGUAUCGGUUCCAGCAUUUUUCACAGAUAUAGAGCGUCGUGCAAUGUUGGAUGCAUGUCAGGUGGCUGGUCUGAAUUGUCUCAAAGUCAUGAGUGAUACAACUGCAGCAUCGCUGGCAUAUGGUAUAUACAAACAGGACUUACCAGCCGAGACAGAAAAGGCCCGUACUGUUGUGUUUGUAGACAUGGGCUACUGUUCUACACAGGUGGCAGCUGUGGCCUUUAACAAGGGCAAGUUGAAGAUCUUGGGCGUGGAAUGUGACCGUAAACUGGGAGGUCGAGACUUUGACAAUGAACUAGUGCAAUACUUUGUGGAUGACUUCAAAACAAGAUACAAGGUUGAUGCAAUGACACGUCCAAAGGCACUUGUCCGACUGACCCAGGAAUGUGAGAAGAUGAAGAAGUUGAUGAGUGCCAACUCAACACCUAUUCCCAUCAAUAUAGAGUGCUUCAUGGACGACAAAGACGUCAGUGGCAGGAUGGACAGGGAAAAAUUUGAAGAACUGACAAAACAUUUGAUGGUGAAGACAGAGACAUUAUUUAAAGCUCUAUUACAAAAUACAAAACUAUCGUCCAAUGAUAUCUACUCUGUGGAGGUAGUUGGAGGCAGUUCCAGAAUACCAGCUGUUAAGAACAUGGUGCAUCAAGUGUUUGCGAAGGACCCAAGUACAACACUCAAUGCUGAUGAAGCUGUAGCUAGAGGAUGUGCUCUUCAGUGUGCAAUUCUGUCACCAACGUUUCGUGUGCGAGAUUUCUCCAUUAUCGAGGCACAGCCCUUUCCUAUAACACUGAGUUGGGAGGGUAACAUGGAUGAUGAUAACACACUGGAAGUCUUCCCGAAGUUUCACCAGAUUCCAUUUGCCAAGAUGAUGACAUUUUAUCGCAAGGAACCAUUCCAGCUAGAAUCCUAUUAUUCUAAUGCUAAAGAUGUACCAAUCCCUAACCCACAUAUAGGACAUUUCAAUGUUACCAAGGUCACACCUCAGAAGGAUGGGUCAAGUUCAAAGGUCAAAGUUAAGGUCAGGGUCAACAACCAUGGUAUUUUCACAGUAUCUUCAGCCUCAAUGACUGAGAAAUUGGAGGAUGAAACUCAGGCUGACCAGAAUGGACUAGAGGCUAUGGACACUGACUCAACGGAAAAGAAGUCUGAUGAUAAUGGACAAGGAGAUGCGCAAUCACAGAACACCACAGAUGGACAGACCCCAGAUGAGACCCCAAUGCAAACAGACCAAGAGCAACAGUCAAAUGAGCAGUCAAGUGAGCAGCCAAAUGAGCAGCCAACAGAAAAGAAAUCGGAAGAGAAAAAUGAUGAAAAGGAAGAGAAGAAAAAGAAGAAAAAGACAGUAAAAGUUAUAGACCUACCAGUUGAGUCCAGAGUGCCCCAGAUGGCCAGGGAGCAGGUACACCUCCUGGUGGAGAAAGAGAACCAGAUGAUCAUGCAGGAUAAGUUGGAAAUGGAGCGAUCCAAUGCAAAGAAUUCUGUGGAGGAGUAUGUGUAUGAACUUCGUGAAAAACUUUAUUCCCAGCUGGAAGAGUUCGCUAAGGAGGAGGAUCGCUCAUCAUUCAGUAAGAGUCUAAGUGCUACAGAAGACUGGCUGUAUGAUGAGGGAGAGGACCAAUCAAAGCAGGUGUACAUUGAUAAACUGGCAGAACUCAAGAAAAUGGGAAAUCCCAUCCAGGAAAGGUUUAAUGAAUUCCAGGAUAGACCACAAGCAUUUGAGGAAUUUGGAAAGUCAAUCAUGUUGGUGCGGAAGUUCCUAGAUCUUUGCUCUCAAAAGGACGAGAAGUACAGUCACAUUGAGUCUAAAGAUGUAGACAAAGUGGCCAAGUGUCUAAAGGAGAAGGAAGACUGGUACAACAGCAAACUCAACCAACAGAAUAGCAUGAAAACAUAUGAAAAACCUGUUGUACUAGUGUCACAGAUACGACAGGAGAAACAGCUCUUAGAAAGCACUUGCAGUCCGAUCAUGAACAAGUCCAAGCCUAAACCCAAGGAAGAACCUCCCAAGGAUGACAAAAAGGAGAAGAAGAACGAGAAGGAAACACCCAUGGAGAAUGCCAAGUCAGAUGAACAACCUACAGCUGAGUCAACAGAGGCCCCAAAAGUGGACAUGGAUAUUGAUUGAUAAUUGUUUUGUUAGAUUGAUUGUUAUCGUUAGGGGCACUGCUGUUAUGGCAGCGACAGUGGGAUCACCAAGACUACUUGUUAUGGAAAGACCACUUCAGGUCUUGCAGCUUUGCAUGGUUAAUUAACAUUGGAUUUUCCUGUGAAGGAAAUAUCGUAGAAAGUGCUUACUUUUCAAUGUGAUCAUUGUACAUAUUUCAGGAUUCUACACCAUUGUAUGGUGUGGCUAGCUGAAACGAUCUAACCUGUGUGAGGACUGCUGAGAGGAUCUAACACGGCACCACUGAUCAAAGCAAGCCUCUACAGCUAACAGGAUACUUGUUGUGAGAGUAUUAGCUUUUCUAUUGAAGCCUCAACAGUGUACAGUGAUUGUAGCUAAGUUAUGGUCAACAGCACGGCCACAAUAUUCAUCUUCUAACGCUGAAUGAUGAGUUUGUCAUCUUACCUUCAUGAAGAGGCAGGACAAAUGAAUUUACAUUAGCUUGGUGGAUGUUACAUGAACACAUGAACAAGUCCACAAAAUAAUGUGCGAGUGUUAAAAUGUUUUCUGAUGAUAUACAGCAUUAACAUAAAUGUCAUGAAACCAGAUUGAUUAUCAGUUGUAAAUCAUUCCUAGUUUGAGCAGUUCACCAACUGAGAUCACAGACACAUUGAGACAAUAUAGAAAUGUUACCGGUGUCCUGUAACUUAAAUUUUGUCUCUGUGUGUUCUCACUAUGGAUCAAAUAGGUUAAGCCGUUAUUUAUUAUUCCUGCAAUCAACUAAUCUUAGUCACAUCAUAGUUCACUGUACAUUCUUUUUUUUUCACAGUGCUCAUUUCUUGAUUUUAGAUUUCAUCAAGUACAUCAACAUACCAUACUCAAACUAACAAGUGCCCAAGGUACUAAGCAUUUUGGGAAAAUAAAAAUUAUUGCACUUUCUCACUUUGGUCCAUUAUGUUUGAAGAAACGAGAUACUUAGACAAGGAUAGAGUUGGACAUUUGUAAGGUUGAAUAUGACAAUUGUAUUUCUAGUCCACUUGCACAGGAGAUUCCACAUUUUUGAAAGCAAGAACAUGUACUGAAAAUGGUAACUGGAAAUCUCUUAUCUAAUCAGGUCUUUCUAAUUGAUUUCCCCUGUCAGCAAUUUCAAGAAGAUAAAGAAUUCUGCCUUCGUUUCAUGUUCAAGUGGUUGAAGCAUCUGCAUGCUUGUCAUAUACAUUUUAGGUGGUAGUUCAUGCAAUUCCUACCUUUGCUUAUCAUUCAGGUGUUGAAGAUGUCAACAAGCUUGUUGGUCAAAGUUGUAGUUUGUGUAAAUCACAUAUUUAUCGAGACCUUUUAGAAAUAUUGAUCUUCGGAAGACCUAUGGAAGAUAGUGAGGAUCUUAGUGUUGCAUUUAUGGUCUCUGUCAACUUUGUAGACAACACCCAUUUCUUAUUUUUCAGUGGAUUGUUGUACUCUGCUGCUUAUGAAUAGUCCAGAUUAAUUCAAAUCUUUUAAUGGGAUUUUAUUUAGUAUGAGAAAAUUCAUGGAUAAUACAGCAGGUUUCCUGACCCUGUUAGGUAACGCACUGAUCAACCUGUAUUAGGUAAGAUUAACACUAGUCUCCUCCAGCAGCAAUUAAGCUUUUGAAUCAAUCUGCACACUAUUUAUUUGAAUUUGUACCAUUCAUAUGGUCAGUUAUGAUGAAUAUGUCUGAAGAAAAAAAAUUAUAAAAAAUUUAUGUUAAAAA